Molecule: messenger RNA, 1557 nt
Organism: Chinchilla lanigera (long-tailed chinchilla)
Lineage: Eukaryota; Metazoa; Chordata; Mammalia; Rodentia; Chinchillidae
Gene: Wdr53
Product: WD repeat domain 53
Exons: 3
Coding region: 440-1528 (362 amino acids)
Molecular function (GO): protein binding
Source: RefSeq, a predicted model, not a curated record
GCCGGCCCCCGUCUCGGCUCGGGAGGAGGCCAAGCCUCGCCUCAAGCCCUCGGCAGCUCGCGCACCGCGCCUUUCAGAGCCAGCCGCUAGCGCUCCACCACUCCCGCCCCUGCCCCGGGGCGUCCGCGGCGCGCCCCGCCUCACUGAGGGCAGACGCCCGGCCGCACCGGCGUCCUCAGCCCCUCCCCCGCAGCUCAGCGCGGCCGCCGGAACCGCCCGCCUCGCCCGGCCUCGCCGGGGCGAACCCCCAGCUCCGCCAUGCGAGUUGAGGGCAAGAAGCAAGGGCGCACGCCCAGCUUGCUCGCGGUUCCUCUCAGCCCCGGAUGUGACCGCUUGAGGGCGGGGCUUCGCUGUCCAAGCUUGCUGGGAUUGGGCGUCGCUGGUGAGGUCAUCACGAGGCGCCGAGAAGGCGACUGGGAACCGCAGAGUGCCCUGGGCUAUGAUGGCAGUCAAGUGGACUGGUGGACAUUCUUCUCCCAUCCUCUGCCUGAAUGCAAGUAAAGACGGACUAGUGGCUUCUGGAGCAGUGGGUGGAGAUCUUACAGUGUGGGGUGAGGAUGGGACUGCAUUAGGACACAUGAGGUUCCCAGACGCUGAUGACGUGACCAGUGUUGUAUUUUCCCACUCCUGCCCCACCAAGCUCUACACUGCACAUGGAGAAACCAUUAGCAUCCUGGAUGCCAGGGCCCUCAAAGCUUCCCUGGACCAUUUUCAUGUGAAUGAAGAAGAAAUCAAUUGCCUUUCACUGAAUGAAACUGAAAACUUCCUGGCUUCUGCUGAUGACUCUGGGGCAAUCAAAAUUCUAGACUUGGAAAAUAAGAAAGUUAGCAGGUCCCUGAAGAGACAUUCCAAUAUCUGUUCCUCUGUCGCUUUUCGACCUCAGAGGCCUCAGAGCCUGGUGUCAUGUGGCCUGGAUAUGCAGGUGAUACUGUGGAAUCUGCAGAAGGCCCGGCCUCUCUGGAUCACACAUCUGCAGGAGGAUGAGACAGAAGAAAUGGAAGGCCCUCAGUCCCCCGGCCAGCUCUUAAACCCUGCCCUCGCCCACUCUGUCUCUGUGGCUUCAUGUGGCAACGUUUUCAGUUGUGGCGCAGAGGACGGUAAGGUGCGAGUCUUCAGGGUGACAGGAGUGAAGUGUGAACAAGCACUGGGAUUUAAGGGCCACGCUCUGGGGGUGUCCCAGGUGUGCUUUCUGCCGGAAUCGUAUUUGCUGCUCACUGGAGGGAAUGACGCGAAGAUAAUGCUGUGGGAUGCGAGCUGUGGAGUUGAGAAAAACCAGAAGAGUCCUGCUAAACAGAGCCACAGGAAGAAAACGAAGAGGGCAGCUAGCGCCAAGCAGGGUGGGGGCAGGAACACCGCAGCAGCGGACGGGGAGGAACACGGCAAGAUGGCGCCCAAGGUGAGCAUCGAGCACGGAGACAAGGUGAACUGGCUCGUGGGCGCAAGACUAAAGGGGCAGCAGAACAUACUGGUAGCUGACCAGACUAGCUGUAUAUCUGUAUAUCCCUUAAGUGAAUUUGACACCCAAUAAAAACAUUUGAAGAAACGUGGUGAAACUUA